Molecule: messenger RNA, 4366 nt
Organism: Gekko japonicus
Lineage: Eukaryota; Metazoa; Chordata; Lepidosauria; Squamata; Gekkonidae
Gene: GPR155
Product: G protein-coupled receptor 155
Exons: 16
Coding region: 105-2666 (853 amino acids)
Biological process (GO): transmembrane transport; intracellular signal transduction
Cellular component (GO): membrane
Source: RefSeq, a predicted model, not a curated record
CUCGGCAGCUGGCGAAUUGGCGUGGGCGGCUGGACGGCGCCCGAGCGGCUUGGUCCCUGCGAGAGCUCAGGAUCCACAUGCUGUAUAUUUGGGACAAGCGGUGAAUGAUCAUGGAUGUUUUCACGCAGAUCGGGACGAAGAAUCUCUCUUCUGCCAACAUGUCCAUGGGCAGAUUCGGGUACAACUUCACUAGCGAUUCUCCAUCAAUGUCCAUCAGUAAGCUCUUCCCCGCCUUGUUACAGUGCUUUGGCAUAAUCCUUUGUGGAUAUAUCGCCGGCCGAGCCAACAUAAUCACGUCAACUCAGGCUAAAGGACUAGGAAACUUUGUCUCUCGCUUUGCUCUCCCUGCCUUGUUGUUCAAAAACAUGGUCAUCCUGAAUUUUUCCCAUGUGAAUUGGUCCUUCCUAUACAGCAUCCUGAUUGCCAAAGCAUCGGUAUUCUUCUUAGUCUUCAUCCUAACGUUGUUGGUAGCCACUCCAGCGAGGCGGUUUAGCAAAGCUGGGCUGUUUCCCAUUUUUGCCACUCAGAGCAAUGACUUUGCACUAGGAUAUCCUAUAGUUGAAGCUUUAUAUCAGACCACGUAUCCAGAAUAUCUCCAGUACAUUUACCUGGUCGCGCCGAUAUCUCUUAUGAUGCUAAAUCCCUUAGGAUUUAUCUUCUGUGAAAUCCAGAAAUCCAGGGACACUCAGACUGCUUCUCUCAGCAAGAUCAAGAUACUGGGGCUUGGACUUCUUCGAGUGUUGCAGAACCCCAUUGUAUUUAUGGUCUUCAUAGGAAUUGCCUCAAAUUUCCUUCUUGCCCAAAAGGUUCCGGAAUAUCUGGAAAACUUCCUUGAUGGACUCGGGAGUUCAUUUUCUGGCUCAGCACUUUUUUAUUUGGGGCUCACCAUGGUGGGCCAAAUAAAGAAACUAACAAAGGGCUCUUUUGUUGCACUGAUUCUUCUUAUUACAGCUAAACUACUGUUGAUGCCACUUCUCUGCAGGGAAAUGGUGGAGUUAUUGGACAAAAGCAACAGCUUAGUCAACCACACCAGCUUAGCAAACUAUGCAUUUCUUUAUGGGGUCUUUCCAGCUGCUCCUGGCGUGGCUAUAUUUGCAACGCAGUUUAAUAUGGAAGUAGAAAUUAUAACGUCUGGAAUGGUAAUUAGCACUUUUGUCUCUGCUCCCAUCAUGUAUGUUUCUGCUUGGCUGCUGACUAUUCCAUCUAUGGAGCCAAAGAAACUGGCAUCUGCAAUCCAAAAUGUUAGCUUUGAUAUUAGUAUUGUCAGUCUUGUUUCUUUGGUGUGGUCCCUUGCUGUCAUUCUUCUGAGUAAAAAAUACAAACAGCUUCCUCACAUGCUUACAACUAACUUACUAAUUGCUCAGUGUGUUGCCUGCAUCGGAAUGGUGAUGUGGAACUUCACUAUUGAGGAAAGAAGUAUCACUGUGCAAAUACUUGUGUUCGUUUUCCUGUAUAGUGCACUUUAUAGUGCUUUUUUGUGGACAGGUCUCUUGUCCCUGUCUCUGCUGCUUUUGAAAAAAAGAGAAGCCAUCAAGGUUCCUGUUGGAGUUACCAUGGUAGUUGGCUGGGGAAUCCCAGCAAUUCUCAUUGGAAUCAUGUUACUAGCUGGUGAACGAAAUAAAGAUGUCAUUGACUCUGCGUUUUUUUAUGGGAAACUCCAGAUGAUUGGCACGGCAGUAAUUGUAUUCAUCAGCAUAUUGAUCUCAGGUGUGUCACUCAUGUGCAUGAACAGAGCUGGCCCAGAGGCCAACUGUGAAGUCCUGACCCAACAGUCCCACUUGAGUGGAUCAGAGGAACCCGAAAGGGAUAUAAAUGAGCAAUCCCCGUCUUCAACCCGUGUUUCUCAAUCAUUGGCAAACUCUUCCAUAGGAAAAGGGUGCUGUGCGUGCCAAAAGCAGUAUGGAGAGUUGUGCUCUUCUGAAGGAGAGCUGGCAUCUACCUCUAGUGCCAAUGAUAACUGCAGUCCAUCUAUUGAGACAGCAAAUCAGUGCUUGAGUCCGUGCAGUUCUCAGAGCUGCAUUUUGGCACAGGAAGAGCAGCUUCUGCAGGUUGGGGACAAACAGCUGGCCAGACACGUGCUGCUGUGCCUCCUGCUCAUCGUAGGCCUCUUUGCCAAUCUUUCCAGUUGUUUGUGGUGGUUAUUCAACCAAGAACCUGGAAGACUCUACGUGGAACUGCAGUUCUUCUGUGCCGUAUUUAAUUUUGGUCAGGGAUUCAUUUCUUUUGGAAUAUUUGGCUUAGACAAGCAUUUAAUUAUUCUUCCAUUCAAACGAAGGUUUGAGUUCCUCUGGGGUAACAGAGAAGCAGGGGAAAGAAGGGAUUCCUCCAUACCUGAGGAAAUCCGGAUGACGUGCCAACAGUUUGUUCAUUACCACAAAGAUUUGUGUGUCAGGAGUAUUGUCCAGGACAGAAGGUGUGGAGUAAAGAUGGCCACCGGCGUCUUCUUUGGCUGUGACCUGGUGAACUGGCUCGUCGAAGUCGGCCUUGCCUUAGACCGUGGGGAAGCUGUGGUGUACGGAGACAGACUGGCGAAAGGCGGCAUCAUCCAGCACAUUACCAAUGAAUUUGAGUUUCGGGAUGAGCCGUUACACUAUCGUUUUGUUCCCAGAAGAUCUGUGGCAAGAGAGAGCCACGGAAAUGGGGAGAUCCUUCGAAGCUUAGCCUGACAGGGUUUUCCAGAACACUCUGCUCUGACACUUUUAUGUGGCACAGCUGUUCAGUUCUCAGCCCUUAUAUUGUUCUAUUUGUCUCCCACUCAAAGAGACUUAUAUUUAACACUUAUUUAAUGCUGACAUGCAGUAGGUCACUUCAGGGAAUUAUUUUAACUCGUAUAAAUUCAAAAAAUAGGAUAUGUUUGGUUCUUUUUUAAAAAAAAAUGUGGACAGGAGUCACUGUAGUAACCAAUCCAGUUUUCUGUUCCUGACUGUGCAUAAUCUACUUCUGAGGAAAACUGUUCUCUCCUGGGUGGUUGGGGUUUUUCCUCCCGUUUGUGCUCUUUGUAUCACGUGACGCACUGACAAAAAAAGAACCGGCUAAGGUUGGCUCUUGAAAAGCUCUUCUUGGCUUGUGCUGUCCCUUUUUCCUUUUUGAAGGCAAAGCCUCCAUUUAAGCUGACACUGUGAGUGUUUGGGAGGAUUAGAACUGAGAAAGAAACAGAUGAGUUUUGCUCUUUGGGGUCUUGUCUGAGCAAGCCAGUCCUUUAAAGACCUCAGAAGCAAGCUGCGAUCCUGUACCCUGUCAGUUGUUUUACUACUGAAGUCUGUGGGGUGUAAACCAGCCUAAGGGUAAGCAGGAUUGCCACCAAAACAUUAAUUUUUUUAGCGUGUUCCUUCUGUUCUAAAUUGCUCUCAGAGGAGCAGUUGGCAUAGAACUACUGAACAAUGAAUUCAUUUUCACAAGCCUCAAAGUACUCAUCAGACUGGCUUUAGUCGAUGUCUGUGAGGUUGUGGCUAAUUUGCAUGUCUUAAAUUAGACCAAAAGCCUUUAUUAAAAAUGAAUAUAACCAAAUACUUGAAUUAGGUUUGAUCCCCCCCCAUAUGCAACCUGAAGAACACAACAAUGUAUCUUUAUUCUUGGAAUAAGGGUUUGGGGUGUGGGGGGAAACCUUUAUUUUCAUGGGCUUCUUAAUAGUUAAGAUUCAGUCAAGUGCCAGUAACAACCCCCCCCCCCCAGUUAGGUUCUACUGGGUUUUUUUUAUGCCCACGUGUUUUUUCUGGCCCGUCUAUCUUGUCCCUUUUCUCACUGUGAGCUGGCGAAGAACUCUAGAGAAUGGAAUGGCAUUUAUUGAUCUUUUUUAAAAGGAAGAGGAAUGUAAACUUUCCAUAUAAUUACUAAUUGCUAGUGUAACUGGAAUAAUCUGAAAUGAAUUUGUAACAGGACUUCGUUAGAUCUGCAUUGGUUAUCUUCCUCUAACAACCCUUCAUUUUUGGCUGUUGGGGUGGUGUAGUUAAUUUUGGUAGGGGUAUGGAUGUAUUUCAAAGACAGGCUUCUUAAACUUUCGGCUGUGGUCCCGUAGUAGUAGGAGUUAGUCCUAACAGCCUCAAGUACAAUCAGUAGCCACAAUUGAUGUACAUCAAUAUGCAUGAAAGAUGUGACCUGGAAAACCACUUACUUUUGCAGUCAAAUGUGUAACUAGUACAUCGAUGUCAUACAUGAAGAGUUUGCUGACAAAGUUUCUUCUGUCUUGUACGCAAACUUUAAUGAAGAAAAUUGUGUUUAAAGUAAAGUGUGGUUUCACCUGAUCUGCAGCUGAAAAUGGAGGUGCAGCUGUUAUAUUUUGGAAGCCAAUCAUGUUUCUGUCUAUUUUGCAAAGAAUUAUGGAGAAAUCCAUUUUGGAAGUAGUUUGUCAUUCUACGCUCUCUGCAUU